AUGAAACAACGUCUCAAUUACCACCAUCACAACUACCACCACAGCUACCCUCAUCACCACCACCAUCACAACUACCACUACCACAGCUACCCUCAUCACCACCAUCACCACAGCCACCAUCAUCAUCACCACCACCUACCUUCAUCACCACCAUCACCACCAUCACCACCAUCACCACCAUCACCACCAUCACCACCAUCAUCAUUAUCAUCACCAUAA
Dictyostelium discoideum AX4 is the source of this 219-nucleotide messenger RNA. RefSeq lists its product as hypothetical. Bases 1 to 219 code for a protein of 72 amino acids. The record is from RefSeq and is a predicted model, not a curated record. The transcript has a single exon. Lineage: Eukaryota; Evosea; Eumycetozoa; Dictyosteliales; Dictyosteliaceae.